AUGGAGACCGCCGUGAGGACUCUCGCUCAAGCUCAACAACAUCCUGUCCCGUUAAGACAGCAACGAGAAGCUCCGAUCUUUGAUGACGACGAAGAAGUUUUUGAGAAUCCAUUUGCGGACCCAAAUCAACGUGGUGAGCAGCAGCACCGUGAUGUUAUAGCAGCACCACGAGUUGAUAAUCGGAGAUGGGAGUCAGGUUUCAAACUUGAACUGCCAGAAUUUUCGGGUGGACUCAAACCAGAGGAGUUUCUUGACUGGAUUAACACGACCGAAGAACUGCUUGAAUUCAAGGAAGUCCCUGCAGAGAUGCGUGUGUCUUUAGUAGCAACACGCUUUCUGAGUCACGCAUCUGCGUGGUGGCAUCAAUUGAAAGAGUCUCGCGUUCGCGCAGGAAAAGGACGCAUCACGUCUUGGGAGAAAUUAACAAGAAAGAUGAGGAAGGCUUUUCUUCCUUACAACUACACCCGUACUUUGUACACAAAAUUACAGAAUCUGAGACAGGGAGCUAGAUCUGUUGAUGAAUAUGCAGCCGAGUUUUUCUCCUUGAUGUCUCGCAACGUGUUAACAGAGAAUGAAGAACAGAGAGUUUCUCGAUUUAGUGGUGGAUUGCGCGCAGCAAUCCGGAGUGCUCUGCUACAAUUUAAUCUUGUUUCUGUUUCUGAAGCUCAUCAACGUACCGUCCUAAUUGAACAACAUUCCCGUAAUCAACCAUCAUCUUGGACCUCGCAGCGUACACGCCUUAACCCGAAUUCCGAAACCACACUCUCCAAGGCACUUGAACACGCUAAAACUACAGAUCACACAGAAGCAAAUUCCUCUUUGGUACCACAACGACCUGCAACUUACAAGUGUUUUAAAUGUUGUGAAGCUGGCCAUCGCCAAUCUACUUGUCCGCAGCUUCAGCGUCGUGGGUUAUUGGCUAAAGUUGAACCUGUUUUUGAUGAUUAUGAUGAUGAUGAAGAGCGUGAUGAAGAGGAAGAACGCUUGUUGGGAGAUACUGGUCCCUUCUUGGUGAUUCGCAGAAACUAUCUUAUGCCACAAGGAGUUGAAGAAUCGUGGUUACAGGCUGCAACCAAGCUUGCCUUGUUUACGGAGCCUCAUCCUUAUCCUUACAAGAUCGCUUGGCUUACCUCCAAAACAGACAUUCGUAUGUCUAAGCGAUGUAAAGUUCCGUUUUUGAUGGGCCUGCAUUACAAAGAUGUGGUGUAUUAUGAUGUCUUGCAUAUGGAUGCAUGUCACAUUCUUUUGGGACGUCCAUGGCAAUAUGAUCGCCGCACUACACAUGAUGGUUUCGCCAAUACACACAGCUUUACUUAUGAGGACCGCCGUAUCACUUUGAUUCCAUCACAGGUUGCGUCGGACCCAAUCAUUACAAGCACAGACAUUGAGUCUCCUUCUGCCCCAGUUCCCAACAGCAAGCCAUCAUUGUUGGCCACCAAAUCAGAAAUUAUGGCUGAAAUUGAUGAUUCAGAUGUCGUUUUCUUUUUGCGUUUCAAACCACAUAUUUUAUCUUUGCUUCCUACAGUUCCUGUAAUUUUUGACAAGCUCUUGAUUGAAUUUGCGGUUGUUUUUCCAGCCGAGUUACUAGAUUGUCUGCCUCCUUUGCGCGACAUACAACAUUGCAUUGAUCUUGUACCAGAUUCGGUGUUACCAAAUAGACCUCAUUACCGAAUGAGUCCGCGAGAGCAUGACGAGUUGCGCAAACAGGUUGAAGAUCUUCUUGCUAAGGGCUAUGUGCGGCAAACCUCUGUUUUUACAAAAUUAGAUCUUCGCAGUGGCUAUCAUCAAAUUCGAAUCAGACCUGGGGACGAGUGGAAAACAGCUUUCAGAACACGAGAAGGGUUGUUUGAAUGGUUGGUCAUGCCAUUCGGGUUGUCCAACGCUCCGAGCACUUUUAUGCGUGUGAUGAACGAAGCACUUCGACCAUUUAUUGGACGUUGUGUUGUGGUGUAUUUUGAUGAUAUCUUCAUCUUUAGUGCCUCUGUCGCUGAGCAUUUGUGUCAUCUCCGUGAUGUUUUGGUGGUUUUGCGCAAGGAAAAGUUGUUUGCUGCUACAAAGAAAUGUGUUUUUGGAGUUGAUCAUGUUCUGUUUUUGGGUUAUAUCAUCUCAUCUCAAGGUUUAGCAGUUGACCCGUCCAAGAUUUCGGCUUUAUAA
Messenger RNA from Camelina sativa (false flax), 2154 nucleotides. The record is from RefSeq and is a predicted model, not a curated record. NCBI's taxonomy places the organism in Eukaryota, Viridiplantae, Streptophyta, Magnoliopsida, Brassicales, Brassicaceae.